This is a messenger RNA of Pogoniulus pusillus (Red-fronted tinkerbird), 1694 nucleotides long. RefSeq names its product differentially expressed in FDCP 8 homolog (gene DEF8). The record is from RefSeq and is a predicted model, not a curated record. The coding region runs from base 112 to 1668 and encodes 518 amino acids. Lineage: Eukaryota; Metazoa; Chordata; Aves; Piciformes; Lybiidae. The transcript has 11 exons.
CUAAGGUGUCAAGGCUGUUGGGGUGUUUGAGACGGUGUCAGGGUGUUCCUGCCAACGUCGAAGUGCCAGCGUCAGGGUAUCUGAGGCAGUGACUGUCCUGCAGUGGUGGCGAUGGCGUCAGACGAGCGGCUGGCUCGCUUCCGCCAGGCCCACCUCAACCCCUUCAACAAGACCCCCGAGGAGCAGGAGCAGCACCCCGAGGGGGAGAACCCUAUCCCAGCCCCACGGCACGACCCAUCUCCAGGAGACCCCGAGGGUGCCCUGGAUCUGGGUCUGGCUGAAGACCACUUCUCCCGGCCUGUGGGUCUGAUCCUGGCUCAAGAUGUGGGGCAGCUGUGCCAGGCCAUUGAGGAGUGCAAGCGGGUGAUCCUGGCGCUGCCCGAGCACUCGGAGCGGCAGAAGGAUGCGGUCGUGCGGCUCAUCCACCUCCGCCUCAAGCUGCAGGAGCUCAAGGACCCUGAUGAAGAUGAGCCCAACAUCCGGGUGGUGCUGGAGCAUCGCUUCUACAAGGAGAAGAGCAAGAGCGUGAAGCAGAUGUGCGACAAGUGCAGCACCAUCAUCUGGGGCCUCAUCCAGACCUGGUACACCUGCACAGGGUGCUACUACCGGUGCCACAGCAAGUGCCUGCCGCUGGUGAGCCGGGCCUGCGUGCGGGCCAAGGUCAGCCACCAGGCUGAGUACCAGCUCAGCAUCUGCCCUGAGAGCGGGCUGGACAGCCAGGACUACCGCUGCGCCGAGUGCCGGGCCCCUGUCUCCCUGCGGGGGGUGCCCAGCGAGGCCAGGCAGUGUGACUACACUGGUCUGUACUACUGCAGCAGCUGCCACUGGAAUGACCUGGCAGUGGUGCCUGCUCGUGCCAUCCACAACUGGGACUUUGAGCCCCGCAAGGUGUCGCGGUGCAGCAUGCGGUACCUGGCGCUGAUGGUGUCUCGGCCUGUGCUGAAGCUGCGGGAGAUCAACCCUCUGCUCUUCAACUAUGUGGAGGAGCUGGUGGAGAUCCGGAAGCUACGCCAGGACAUCCUCCUAAUGAAGCCCUACUUCAUCACCUGCAAGGAGGCAAUGGAGGCACGGCUGCUGCUGCAGCUGCAGGACCGCCAGCACUUUGUGGAGAACGAUGAGAUGUACUCGCUGCAGGACCUGAUGGACAUCGAGGCUGGGCGCCUGAGCUGCUCCCUCACCGAGAUCCACACCCUCUUCGCCAAGCACAUCAAACUGGACUGUGAGCCACACCUCGGUCUGCACUGGCUGCUCCGCCGUCUUCCACAGGGACUGCUUCUACGACAACUCUACCACCUGCCCCAAGUGUGCCCGGCUCAGCCUGCGCAAGCAAUCCCUCUUCCAGGACUCCAGCAUCACCGAGGCAGAGCCAUAAUGGGGGAACUCAGCUGCACAGCUGCCCCACAGCCCACCACGGGACAGACAUGGGUCAUUCAGCACCCUCUACCCUUGGGGAUGGUGGCUGCAGCUCAGCCCAGGGGGAGCUGCUGGACCCCAGCCCAGACACACACUACCAGGAUAACGCUGCUGAUCUGGGGGGAACACACCCAGUUUCCCCCGCCUCACCCCACAGACACCCCUGUUCCCAGGGCCGAGCCCCCCAGGGAAUGGGGUGUGGGGGGGUUGGGGCUGUGUGGAGCCAGUGAUGCUCCACUCUGGGUGUCAUUGUAGCAUUAACGAGGACUCUGUGCAACCCA